Molecule: messenger RNA, 909 nt
Organism: Suillus clintonianus
Lineage: Eukaryota; Fungi; Basidiomycota; Agaricomycetes; Boletales; Suillaceae
Product: kinase-like domain-containing protein
Exons: 5
Biological process (GO): protein phosphorylation
Molecular function (GO): protein kinase activity; ATP binding
Source: RefSeq, a predicted model, not a curated record
GCGUCAAGCACGUCCUCGUCUCCAUCUUCCUGCGACGAAGAUGAAGUUAACGCUCGUGUUUCGCCUGACUGGGCGAAAUAUCGCUGUCGCAUCGAACGUAGAGGUUUCCGUCUGGACACUGUCCGCGAUGUAAAAGAUCAUUAUCAGCACCAUUGCGGCAACAUCGAGAAGCAAGAACUGCAUGCGUAUUUGUCCGGCUAUCACCGCGCCCUUGCGAGGAGCGACGAAGAUGCUCUUUGCAAAGAUGCUGGUCUGCGAGACAGCCUGUUCCGAGCCACCCGUUGUCUUGAUGGGAUGAAGGUAAUGGUUAAGGCGGUCCAUCGGGAUAGCAGGGAGCUUGACAUCGUCCGCUAUCUUUCUGCGCCAGCUCAACGGCAGGAUCCCAUGAAUCACUCUAUACCUAUUCUUGACCUUAUUGAUGCGCCCCAGGAUGAUCUGUGUUUCAUUGUUAUGGAGGAAUGGUCUCCAAACAUGUUUCCAGAGGCUCCAGUUAGUCUUAGCUGCAUCCUGGAAGCUUUGCGCCAUUGUAUAGAGCACAUUGCAUUCAUGCAUCGACAUCGUAUCGCGCACUUUGACAUUUCGCCACGCAACUUCCUCACCGAUUAUAACGGUCGUUAUGCUUGCAUAGAUUAUGAGCUCAGCCGCCGAAUAGAUGAGGUUUCUUGUCCGCGGGUAUUAUACUCUCGGGGGUCGGAGGUCCCACCAGAAGCUGAAUGUGGUCGGCCAAGUAACCCGUUUAUGAUCGAUGUAUGGGCACUAGGGGUUCUAAUUUUCCGAGCGUGCGAGCUCGCUGAGUUCCAUGUCCCCGAACUUAUGCGUUUAGCCAACCCGAUGCUUCAUGAAAACCCUGACAAGCGGCCACCGGUUGCCGCAGUACUAAAGGAAUUUCAACGAGUGCAAGCGACAAUG